AUGCUAACGCAUCUCUGUCCGUCCUCCAGACCAGCAACAACAUCCACAGUCUCGCAAUCCAGCGGCCAAGAGAUCCUCGCAAACCAACGCCUCCACCGUCCGAUCUCUCCCCACCUCUCCAUCUACCGCCCCCAAAUAACAUGGUACGGCUCGGCUCUGAACCGCAUCACGGGCGCCACGCUGUCCAGCGGCAUCUAUCUCUUCGGCGCGGCGUACCUCGUCGCCCCGCUCUUCGGGUGGCAUCUCGAGAGCGCGUCCCUGGCCGCGAGUUUCGCCGCCUGGCCGAUCGUGGCCAAGGUGUUGUUCAAAGGCGCGGUCGCCUUCCCGUUCACGUAUCAUGGGUUGAAUGGGAUUAGGCAUCUAGUCUGGGACACGGGCGCGAGCUUGACGAACAAGCAGGUUAUUUAUACGGGGUGGACGGUCGUCGGGCUGAGUGUGGUGAGUGCGUUGGGGUUGACGUUUUUGUGA
Cladophialophora yegresii CBS 114405 is the source of this 468-nucleotide messenger RNA. RefSeq names its product succinate dehydrogenase, cytochrome b556 subunit. Gene Ontology annotation, molecular function: succinate dehydrogenase activity; electron transfer activity. The record is from RefSeq and is a predicted model, not a curated record. Bases 1 to 468 code for a protein of 155 amino acids. Gene Ontology annotation, cellular component: membrane. The transcript has 2 exons. Gene Ontology annotation, biological process: mitochondrial electron transport, succinate to ubiquinone; tricarboxylic acid cycle. Lineage: Eukaryota; Fungi; Ascomycota; Eurotiomycetes; Chaetothyriales; Herpotrichiellaceae.